AUGCAUGAGGUCAAUGGAGGUUCGGCGCAAUGUACAUUCAGCCUAUGUCACGAUAUUGUGUUGCAUCAACUGCUAGUAUAUACGAAAAGGAAAUUCCGCGUUUCCAAAAAAAAGGGGGCCCACGAUUCAUCCAACUCGUCCGGACCCUUAUCAAAUAUCAACUAUUCACCAAAAAAAAGACUAUCGCCCCUCCUACUACAACACUUCCUCCCCUUCCCCCUCCCCCUCCUCCUCGCCAGCGUACCUCUCAUCCGCCAACAACAACUCCAACACCGCAUCCACCACCCCAGCACUCAAUCCCCUAUUCUGCAGCGCCCGCACCUUAUUCAGCACCGGCUCCGUAUUAUUCACGCAGUUCCAAACAUCCCACUUCUUAUCGAGGGCGAAGCCGCUGGCGUCAAUAAUGUGCCAGAUACGGGGAUUUGGGUCGAGGACGUCGAGGCGCGGGUGCGGGGCGAGCUCGAUGGUGAGGGAGUGGUCGCUGGGGAUGGGGGCGCAGAGGGUGAUGAGGGUGCCGGUGGGGUCGGAGGUUGUGGUGUGGGAUAUGGGUUUGGGGAUGGGACGUUUGGUGUGCGGGGCCGUGGUGAAGCAUCGGAUGGGUGGAGGGGGUGGGUGGUGGUGGUGGUGGGAUCACGGGUGGUCGGAGUGGUGUCGCGUAUGGCAUCACGCAUUCUCUCAGGAGGGUUUUGGAAGCCCUGA
This is a messenger RNA of Plenodomus lingam JN3, 699 nucleotides long. The record is from RefSeq and is a predicted model, not a curated record. NCBI's taxonomy places the organism in Eukaryota, Fungi, Ascomycota, Dothideomycetes, Pleosporales, Leptosphaeriaceae.